AGAGAUCUCAUUCAAAACCAUAAACACUAGUGCAUGCAUUGAUUCAUUCAACCAACAAUGUAUAAAGUAGCAAGCGCCAAUGAGUAUCUAGUGAUCACUGGUAUCGGAAUCGACGACAUUAAGAUCAGAAAGAAGGCAUGGGUGCUUCCGGGGCAGUCCUACACCUUCAUCGACCUCUCCCCUGUCAACUACACCUUCGAAGUUCAAGCCAUGAGCGCCGAGAAGCUCCCCUUCAUCCUCCCCGCCGUCUUCACCAUCGGCCCUUUUGACGCUAGGGACUCCCUUAAGAAGUACGCCAAGCUCAUUUCUUCUCAUGACAAGAACUCCAGCCACGUCAAGGAGCUCGUCCAGGGGAUCAUCGAGGGAGAGACUCGUGUCCUCGCAGCCUCGAUGACCAUGGAGCAGAUCUUCAAAGGUACAAAAGAGUUCAAAAAGGAGGUGUUCGACAAGGUUCAGCUGGAGUUGGAUCAGUUCGGGCUUUAUAUUUAUAAUGCAAAUGUGAAGCAGUUGGUGGACGUAGUAGGGCAUGAGUAUUUCAGUUACUUGGGGCAGAAGACACAGAUGGAAGCGGCCAACCAGGCCAAGGUGGACGUGGCGGAGGCCAAAAUGAAGGGAGAGGUAGGCUCUAAGCUGAGGCAAGGGAAGACAUUGCAGAAUGCUGCAAAGAUCGAUGCGGAGACGAAGAUCAUAUCAACCCAAAGGCAAGGGGAGGGAAAGAAGGAGGAGGUUAGGGUUAACACUGAGGUUAAAAUUUAUGAAAACCAAAGAGAAGCUGAUGUGGCAAAGGCGAAUGCUGAGCUGGCGAUGAAGAAGGCCGGGUGGGAGAGGGAGGCGGAGGUGGCGCAAGUGGAGGCAGCGAAGGCGGUGGCGUUGAAAGAAGCUGAGCUGCAAAGGGAGGUGGAAAUGAUGAAUGCGAUGACUAUGACUGAGAAGCUAAAGGCUGAGUUCUUGAGCAAGGCAAGUGUUGAGGCCGAGACCAAGGCGCAAGAGGCGAAUUGGAAUCUCUACCAAAAGCAGAAGGCAGCGGAUGCGGUUCUCUACCAAAAGGAGAAAGAGGCUGAGGCGCAGAGAGCAAUGGCCGAGGCCAAGUUUUAUGCUCAGGCAAAAGCUGCGGAUGGAGAGCUUUAUGCAAAGAAGACACAGGCCGAGGGACUUAUGGUGCUUGGACAAGCAGAAGGUGUCUACCUGCGCACUCUUAUGGAAUCAUUGGGAGGCAACUAUGAAGCGGUGAGAGACUACUUGAUGAUCAAUCGUGGGAUGUACCAAGAGGUUGCUAGGAUUAACGGCGAGGCGGUGCGGGGACUUGAGCCGAAAAUUAGCAUCUGGACCAACGGCGGUGAGGGUGGUGCUGGCGGCGGCAAUGCAGCUAUGAAGGAGGUUGCGGGAGUUUACAAGAUGUUGCCACCAUUGUUCAAGACUGUUCAGGACCAAACAGGAAUGCUGCCUCCUACUUGGAUGGGCAAUCUACCAGUUGCUGAUGGUUCUAAACGUAAUUGA
Fragaria vesca subsp. vesca is the source of this 1497-nucleotide messenger RNA. Its product is annotated as flotillin-like protein 1-like. Gene Ontology annotation, cellular component: plasma membrane; plasma membrane raft. Gene Ontology annotation, biological process: protein localization to plasma membrane. Lineage: Eukaryota; Viridiplantae; Streptophyta; Magnoliopsida; Rosales; Rosaceae. The coding region runs from base 58 to 1497 and encodes 479 amino acids. The transcript has a single exon. The record is from RefSeq and is a predicted model, not a curated record.